AUAAAUCCAAAUUGGUUGUUAUUUCAAUUUCAUCUUUAUUCUUUGUUUUAUAAAUAGAAUCAUGACGAUUUCAUUCAAAAUUUUCAGCAUUUUAUUAAUCAUUUUGACAGCUAUCAUAUCGAUCCAUGCGAAUAAUGUAUCGAUUGAUAAUCCAGUUAAUAAUCAAGAACAAAAAAUUUCAACAUUUCGUAAUCAUUUUAAACCAUCAUUAGUGAAUGAAAAAAUAGAUAAAGAAGAAUAUGAUAAUUUUCGUAAUGGAUUAAUGUUGAUGCGACAAAAUCGUCAACGUAAUAUGGAUCGUUUAAAUGAUUAUUAUCAACGUUUAUUACGAAAAGGUGCCAGCAAUAUUGAUUUUACAUUUCGUGCAUAUAAUUUUACUACCGGCAUUCAAUUUGAAGAAGAAUUUGAUUGUGAUCUACAUUUAUUAACCGAUUGUGAAUCAAGUUUAUUACGGAAAAUUGAAAUUAUUGAAGGUCGUUUUGUUGUUUUCACUGUAAAUCGUACCGAAGAGGAAGAAGUUUCAUCACAAAUCGAUGUUUUGAAUGUAUGUCGAUCAUUGGAUAAAGAAUUUACAUGUUUAAUUAAUUUUGCUGAUAAAUGUGAAAAAAGAAUGACAUGGUCAUCAUUUAGUAUAUUGAAAUAUGUUAUUACACAGAAUAAUGAAACAAUUGUUUCAUGUAAACAAAAAGAAAUUGAUUGGCUUGGACCAUCGAACGAUGAAAAUGUAAAAGAAAAUGUAUGGAUCGAUCAAAAUGGUAUGAGUCAUUUGAUUAGUAAUUCUCGUGGUCCAUGUAUACCUACACAAGUUAUAUCAAUAUGUUGGACAACAAAUAUGGGUCAGGAUUUUCAAUUUGGUCAUGAUGAAAUACAAACUGGCAAUCAAUGUGAAUCUGUUUAUCAUUUUGAACGUUGUUUGAAAAAAUAUCUUUAUGAAGAGGAUAGUGAAUGUUCAUUGGAUGAAAAAGAAGCUACUGUACAGAUAAUUCUGGGCACAAUUAAAUGGAAUCUAUCACAACAAAAACAUUUGCCAAAAAUUUGCUACGAACUAAAACAUCAAUGGAUACGUAAAAAACAUAUAAUCGGUAUGCAAGAAAACAUCUAUAAUGAUUAUUGGGAUCGUGCAAAACGAUUUGCAUUCAAUUUACGUACAGAUUUUGGCAGUCUUCUUGAUCCUUAUUGUAAUUGGGUGGUGAAAAAAUUUGAUAAACCUUGUGAACGACGUUUUGAUCGUCGUAUUCGUCAAUUAUGGCAUGAAGAAGAUGUAAACGGUGUGCAAUUGGAUUGGCAACGAGAAAGUGAAACGAUUUGUUGUGCCAUUUCUGAAUUCAAACAAUGUGUUUCAAUCUAUGUAUUAAUUCGUUGUGGUAAAGAUUCAUUUCGUUAUUUUAAUAAUCAUUCAAAAAUUGCUCAAUUGAAUCAAUGUAAUAAUCUGGAUUAUUCAACCGAAAUAUGUUCAAUGAGAUUGAAUUUUUGAAAAAAAUUAAAAUUGAAUAACUCAAUUAUCAAUCGACAACGAUAGAUGUCGUUUAUUAUUUAAAAAAAA
This is a messenger RNA of Dermatophagoides pteronyssinus (European house dust mite), 1543 nucleotides long. RefSeq lists its product as uncharacterized. Lineage: Eukaryota; Metazoa; Arthropoda; Arachnida; Sarcoptiformes; Pyroglyphidae. The record is from RefSeq and is a predicted model, not a curated record.